Molecule: messenger RNA, 789 nt
Organism: Colletotrichum spaethianum
Lineage: Eukaryota; Fungi; Ascomycota; Sordariomycetes; Glomerellales; Glomerellaceae
Exons: 2
Coding region: 1-789 (262 amino acids)
Source: RefSeq, a predicted model, not a curated record
AUGCCCCCGGGUGAGGAGGACCGCGGGCAUCAACCUGCAAGGACACCACCGCCUUGCAAUCGCGACGAGGCGGAUGCCCAGCUCAACGAUCUGCUACGCGAACGUGGUCUGUACUCGAACGAUGGAAUUGCGGAUGGUUUUAAACACGGAAUCAUUCAUAGGUCGCUGGAGAUUCUUUCACAGCAGCUUUACAGCACAGAAACUCGCUUCAUUCAUGAGAUUAUCCAAAACGCCGAUGACAACGCAUACGGCAAGAGCACUGCGCGUGGAUCACUCCCGAGUUUCUCACUGAGUCUAAAGGUUCAUGACACUGGCAACAGCAGCCCUGUCCGCAACAGAACCGGGCACAAAAAGUACGUUCCGGAGACCAGCUGCAACGAGGAUGGAUUUUCCAUUGCGCAGAUUGCUGCUUUGACCGAUAUUGGAGCUAGCACGAAGACGAAGUGCAAGGAUGUCCAUGGAGGAUUCACUGGCGAGAAGGGGGUCGGCUUCAAGGCAGUCUUCCGCGUUGCCGAUGCUGUUUAUGUUGCCAGUGGCCAUUACCACUUCAAACUCGACAACAGCCAAGGCAUGAUCGGAGCCCUACGCCCACUCCCAUUCUCCUUCCCGGCACCCGGGCCCAUCUCUGAUUCCACGCGUAUGAUGGUCGAGCUGAAGAGCCAAGCAGAGUAUGAAUCUAUCAUGGGAGAUCUGGGAAAGGUUCAUCCGGAAAUCCUCCUCUUCCUCCGCCGUUUGAGGCAAAUCUCGCAACACACCGCGAAUACGACAAUGAGUACCAAGGCGAAAUGA